Messenger RNA from Peronospora matthiolae, 3177 nucleotides. The record is from the annotation of a GenBank genome assembly. Lineage: Eukaryota; Oomycota; Peronosporomycetes; Peronosporales; Peronosporaceae.
AUGCGUCCACUCUGGCCCUCGUUCGUCUUCCUUCUACUACAGGAGGCUGAAUCGGCAGCUCCAGACGGUACUCCCACCACCGUUGCUGCGUUGAAUUUGAGCUCUCUUCCUCCUCGCGGAGAGGUGACCGCGUCCGUGAAGCCGAUACCCGUGCAGCUACAAGAUGGAAGUGGGGACAAGAGUGGCGACAAACACGAGGAAAAAGAGGAGCGAUUUGGCCUGCCACAGACCUCAUCCGUUCUCGAGGGAGCAACGCACGUUGCAGGAUGGAACGGAUGGCUCUCGGUCCCGCUGGAUUUUCCAAUCGACCGAAGCAAGUUUUCCAAGAUCUUCGAGAAGUCGAACAUCGUCAAUGAGGAUCAAGUGAUGCAGUGGCUCACAAAGUUCCACACGCCUGGCCAAUCAUUUCGUGGUGAUGACUUGGUUACGGGUUUGGUACGAGAUGGACACGGGAAAGAGCUGGUACGACUUUUUCAAGAGAUGCGGUUCUUCCCUGAAUUGAAAGAGCGCGCCGCAAUGAUGCAGAGGGCCCUUCUUGCACAAGAGCCAAAACUUUCGUCAUCGGCCUUUGAUGUAUGGUUAGGGGCAAAGGUGACUCCUGCAGAAGCUUUCCACAUGAUGCCUAUUUCAGCGAAAAAAAGGCCUCUCGUUGCCGUCAAGAAGAAUUCGCCGCCGACCGAGAUCUUUUAUGAGCUCGGGCAGUGGCUGACGUAUGUACGCGACUACCGACUCAAGUGGAACGACUUCAGCCACGACCAAGUGAUCGACGUGCUGGUGCGUGCCAGCCUACCUGAGGAACAGUUGGUGCAGUUGUUUUAUGGGCUUCGGGGCAUAGUGGUAAAUGAACACGACCAUCUCAAAUUGAACGGCUUCAGCGACGACCGAUUGAUCGACGUGUUGGUACAUGCCGGCCUUUCUAGGGAAGAGUUGGGUGCCGGCCUCCCUGGGAAACAGUCGGUGCAGUUAUCGGAUCGGCUUCGGGGCCUAGCUGACAUGACAAAGCUCGUUGACGCGUUGCAAAGGCGUCUGGUCCUAAGAUCCCAGAACUCACUCGAAACGUUGAAGCUGAUGUUUGACGGGUGUUUGGACUCCAAGGUGGAUCCAAAAGAGGUUUAUCACAUGAUGCCUAUCCUAUGGAAGAAAAGCUUACCUAUUCCCAUCGAGAAGCCAAAACAUCUGGACGUUCUUCAUUUGGAGCAACAACGUCUGGACGCUCUUUAUUCGAAGCCCAAACUUUGGAUCGACUAUGUUUACAAGUUCCGAUUCGAGAAUCCCAGCCUUAGGGAUGAUCUAGUGAUCGAUGUGUUGCUGGCGGACAAGCGACCUGAGGUGGAGCUGGUGAGCUUUUUCAACUGGCUUCGAGAUAUGCCCGAUAUGAAGGAACGCGCUGACCUGCUCCAGAAGAAGUUGGCUCUAAGGUCGUCGGCUCCAUUAAUAACAUGUACGCAUCUGAUCAAGGCGUGGAAGAAAGCAGCGGUGAGCCUUGAAGAUGCCUACCACAUGAUGCCUUUCUCAUUGGAGAAACGCUUGGCCGCCGGGGAGGAGCCAAGUACGCCAGCCAGUUAUCAGAUGCUUAAACUUUGGAUCGACUAUGGUUACGAGAACCCAUCUGCGAGCUCCAGGCUUUGGGAUGAUCGAGUAAUCGAUGUGUUGCUGGCGGACAAGCGACCUGAGAAGGAGCUAGUGAGCUUUCUCAAUUGGCUUCGAGGCAGACCCAAUACAAAGGAACGCGCUGACCUGCUGCAGAAGAAUCUUGCUUUCAGGUUGAUGGCUCCACUAGCAGGGUUGCAGCUGAGGUUUGAUGUGUGGCGGAAAUUCAAGAUGGAUCUUGAGGGUGUUUACCACAACAUGUUUAAGCCAGCGAAAAAAAAAGAUUUUCGGGAUGUUGUCGCUACGAGGUCAAGCUGGCCCGACAGGUUUUCGAAACUCGAAAUUUGGAUAAAGUAUGUUUUCGAGUCGGGCAAUCCCAACAUCGACUAUGGUCGAGUGAUCGCGGUGCUGUUAAAAGACGAGCGGCCUGUGGAGGAGCUGGUGAUCUUUUUUAAUUGGCUUCGAGGCAGACCUGAUAUGACGGAAACAGCCGACCUACUACAGAAGGAGCUCGCUCUAAAGGUGCCGACCUCGAAUACGUUAGAGCUCAUGAUACAUGCUUGGAUGGAUGCGGAUGCAAAGGUGAGGCCUGAUGAGGCUUACCACAUGAUCCACUUUCCAGUGGAAAAGAGUUUUCUGGACGCGCUCGCAGUGGUGCCAGACUUACCCGCCAGUUUUACGAACCGCGAACUCUGGAUAGGCUAUGUUGUCGCAUACCGAAACAAAGGGAGGGACUUCAGCGAUGAUCAAGUGAUUGAGUUGCUGGUGGAUGAUAAAAUAUCUGAGGACGAGUUGGUGAACUUCUUCAAUUGGCUUCGACGUAGACCUAAAAUGAAGGAAACAGCCGAUUUGCUGCAGAAGAAGUUGGCUCUAAGGUCUCUGGAUCCAGCAAAAACCUGGAAGCUUGUGACUGAUGCUUGGGAACCAGGUGUGAGCCUUGAAGAUGCCUACCGCAUGAUGCCUAUCCCGGCCGCGAAGAGCUCUGACCGUGUCGCAGGUGAGAAGUCGAUCUGGCUCGCCAACUAUAAUUUGCUCCAACAUUGGCUACGGUAUGCUAGUAAGUCUGAAUCUGAGGUCAACGAUGAACAGGUGAUCAAACUGUUGGUGGCGGACAACAUGAACACGCUGGAGACGAUCCAAUUUUUUCGUCGACUUCGACUAGCCCCUGACUUGAGAGCCUACGCAAACACGCUGGAAGGGAUGUUGAUUGCUAGACUACCGGAAAUAGAUGUUGCGCUGGAUAACAGGAUCAACGCGUGGAUAAGUCUAAGAGUGACUCCACAAGAGGCUUACCCCAUGAUCAUCUCAGCGGAGAAUCGGUUGACCGUUGCUGACGGAGAGAUGUCGAGUGUGCCCGUCAUCUUUCGUAUUCACAAGAAGUGGGUGAAAUACGUGUACACGUUUCGAUCUAGUGGUGGCGUCUUUAACGAUGAUGAAGUGAUCAAAGUGUUGUCGGAAGAGAAGCGGUCCGAUUUCAGCGUGGUGGAAUUUCUCAAAUGGCUACAAGACGAACCCGAUAUGAAGAAGCGCGCUGACAUGCUGCUAAACAAGCUAUUGAAUCCCGCUGUCUUGUCCAAAACCAGCUAG